AUGGCCAGAUUUAAUAAUAUUCUAACUGGAAAAUAUUAUAUGUUGUUCUAUAUAUUUGUAUUAUCAUGUAUUUUGUACAUUCUUUCGCAAUUCUACGGUACCAUACUCAUAUCUAAACUUACAAUAUUAUUAGACAACAGAUUUACAAAGAAUAAUACAACAUAUUACUAUUAUCGUUCAUCAUCUUAUAACAAAACUAAGUUGGAACCAAAUGUCUUCUUGUAUUAUCAUCAUGCAACUUCCGGUCGAAAUUCAUCUUAUCCUUUUAUUAGUGGUGAUACAUUUCGAGCUUUUUCUGAUUAUGUAUAUGAUGAAACAAGAACAGAUAAUUUAAGUUCAGUAAAAUAUGGUGAAAUUGUUUUCGUGAAAACUGAUAUGCUUUCAAACUUUUUUACUUCAUCAUUUGAAUCUAUACGAGAACCAUUUGUACUUAUUUCACAUAAUAGUGAUUAUUCUGCACCAGGAAGAUAUGAGAAAUAUUUAUCAGAUCCAAAAGUGCUUCAUUGGUAUGCAUCCAAUCUUAAUGUCAAAAAUCUUCAAAAAAUAUCACCUAUUCCCAUUGGAUUAGCUAAUACACGAUGGCCACAAGGAAAUUUAGAUAAUAUAACAUUUGCUUUUAAAAAUCAUCGGAAACCUUGGUCUCAGCGAACAACUUUUCUUUAUGUUAACUUUGCUGUUGGAACAAAUGUUGCUCAAAGAACAAAAGCUCUGUCACAAGCAUCAACGAUAAAAGAUGUAGAAAUAGUUAAAGAAAAAAUUACAUUUGAAACUUAUUUAGAGCAGAUAGGUAAUUCUAAGUUUGUAUUAUCACCACCUGGUAAUGGUCUUGAUUGUCAUCGAACAUGGGAAGCAUUAUUGAUGGGUGCAGUACCUAUUGUUUUGGCAUCUGGACUUGAUCCUUUAUUUACAAAAACAAGAUCUAUUAUUAUUAAUGAUUGGUCAAAAUUAUCGUACAAUUUUUUAUCAUCAUUCAAUUCUUCGUUGGAUGAUAACUAUGAACCUGAUGUUUUAUAUGCUGAGUAUUGGCGUGAAACACUUUUUAAGUAUCGAAAAAAAACUGAUUAA
Molecule: messenger RNA, 1065 nt
Organism: Adineta steineri
Lineage: Eukaryota; Metazoa; Rotifera; Eurotatoria; Adinetida; Adinetidae
Source: the annotation of a GenBank genome assembly